Messenger RNA from Varanus komodoensis (Komodo dragon), 5904 nucleotides. RefSeq names its product mitogen-activated protein kinase 7 (gene MAPK7). Gene Ontology annotation, biological process: protein phosphorylation; cell surface receptor signaling pathway; intracellular signal transduction. NCBI's taxonomy places the organism in Eukaryota, Metazoa, Chordata, Lepidosauria, Squamata, Varanidae. Gene Ontology annotation, cellular component: nucleus; cytoplasm. The coding region runs from base 1662 to 4424 and encodes 920 amino acids. The transcript is spliced from 6 exons. The record is from RefSeq and is a predicted model, not a curated record. Gene Ontology annotation, molecular function: MAP kinase activity; ATP binding.
UGGGAUAUACAGCUAAUAGAUGAGUAUAAUCUGCAUUGCUGAUAGCUCUCUUGACUGAUGUCAGCCUGUGUGUGUCUGUUGUGUGUGUGUGAACAUAAAAGAGCCCUUGUUGGAUCAUGCUAAGGGUCUGUCUAGUCCUGCAUUUUGUUCACAUGGUGGCUAAGCAGCUGCCCAUGAGAAAUUCCCAGGCAGGAUGUGAGUCCUGCACUCUCCCACCUGCCCAUCUUCCCCAGCAACUGGUGUGCACAGGGAUACUUUCUCUGAUAGCAUUGAGCCAUCAGGACUAGCAGCAUGGAUAGCCUUCUCCAGUCCCCCUUUAAAGCCAUCCAAAUUGGUGGCCAUGGUGUUCUUGUUGUUGUUAGUCGUGAAGUUGUGCCCGACCCAUCGCGACCCCAUGGACAACAUUCCUCCAGGCCUUCCUGUCCUCCACCAUCCCCCGGAGUCAAAUAAGCCUUAUUAUAUAUCUAUCUCAUAAUCUUGCUGUCAGUCAGUUAUCUAUAAUUUAUCUGCAAUAUGGCUCUCUCUUCUCUGCCCAUUGAGAAUUCUGAAAUGGAAAUACUAAUCACAGAAUGAACUGCUUACAGUGACAGCAGAAAGCCCGUCUACAAAUGAAAUUUCUUACAUAAGAAAUGGAGCAGCAAAUUGAGACGCAUUGCCAAGCAUUCUGUCCUGUAAAUGGUGUGGCUGUGGUGUGUCUUUAACGUCCCUCUUUUUCUCACUAUGUAACGAUGCCACCAAGGAUGUAAUUCCAAUUUCAUUAAUUAACUUCUUUGCCGGACUUUGUGGUCCCCGGGAUGAAACACUGGUAUUCAAACAAUCUGUGACUCUUGGUUAACCAUAAGCAGAAUCACACUUUAUUUGUACAAGUGUAUUGGUUUUGAGAUGUUCAGUAAUUUAUUUUCUUAGAGAAUAAAACAGUGUAUAGUAAUAACUUCUGACUGAGGUAUUUCACUCUUUCUUUUCACAAUCACUCGGCACUCUCAAGUCCUCCUUUCCCUCUUGAAGGUACAUUGAUCGGUCCUUAUUUUACUUACCCAAGCUUAAUCGUUCCAGGUUUCUCUCAGCUUCUAUUUCUCACGCCCUCAUACUACUUGACAAUACUAGACUUUAACUCUCCCUAAUAAGUCCUCCGGUUAUCCGCUUUCCUUUCCUUUGCCCUUAUAAAUCCUAAAUGCCUUUCACAGCACUGUCUAUGAUUCUAAAAAGAAGGCUGCCUCUUCUGAUUCUGUGAACCGCUGACUGACCUCUCGACAGACUGAAAAGUAUCUAUUUUUCCCUUCUUGUACCCUUCCUCGCUUUGCUAAUACUCUUUUACCCUCCUUGCCCUUCUGAAACUUGCCUGCAAUUAGAAGAACACAGUCUUAUAACACUUGGAACCAUUGCACACAUGUAUGUGCAAACACACACCAGACAUGUGGACAAGGUACAUUCAGUUAUUACGGGAUCCAAUUGCUCACUGAAAAAAGACCUGCUACAUUCACUGUGUGUCAGAAGGCAAGUGAGGGAGCCCAGGGAGAUUCUCGCAGGAGAGCAUUCUGAAGUGUGGGGGCCACCACUGUCAAGGACCUGCCGUACGUGAUGACCUGCCAAGAGUAUGAAACGGGGCCUUUGACUGUAAUCUGAGUGGGCAGGCUGGCUUGUGUGGCAGGGAGCAGUCCUUAAUGACAUGCUUGUCUUUUUUGUCACUGGUGGUACAUUGUGGUGGAAAAUUACAGACGAUGGCAGAGCCACCGAUAGAAGAUGAAGGAGAAGAAGCGGCUCAGGGACAAGCCAAGCAAGAGUCUUCCCAUCAGGCCACAGUGGCAGCCAAGAAUCUAGCCAUCCUGAAGGCCCGAUCCUUUGACGUAACCUUUGAGGUUGGGGAUGAAUAUGAGGUCAUUGAGACGAUCGGCACCGGGGCUUAUGGUGUCGUGAGCUCAGCACGCCGCAAGGACACGGGCCAGCAGGUGGCGAUCAAGAAGAUCCCCAAUGCCUUCGAUGUGGUGAUGAAUGCCAAGCGCACGCUGCGUGAGCUGAAGAUCCUCAAACAUUUCAAGCACGACAACAUCAUUGCCAUCAAGGACAUCCUCAAGCCCUCCGUGCCUUAUGCCGAAUUUAAGUCUGUGUAUGUCGUGCUGGACCUGAUGGAGAGCGACCUGCACCAGAUCAUCCACUCCUCGCAGCCCCUCACCCUGGAGCACGUCCGCUACUUCCUCUACCAGCUCCUCCGGGGCCUCAAGUACAUCCACUCGGCCAACGUCAUCCACCGGGACCUGAAGCCGAGCAACCUGCUCAUCAAUGAGAACUGCGAGCUGAAGAUCGGCGACUUCGGAAUGGCCCGAGGCCUCUGCACCAAGCCGGACGAGUACAAGUACUUCAUGACGGAGUACGUGGCCACACGCUGGUACCGGGCCCCCGAGCUGAUGCUGUCCUUGCACGAGUACACCCAGGCCAUCGACAUGUGGUCGGUCGGCUGCAUCUUUGCCGAGAUGCUCGGCCGGAAGCAGCUUUUCCCGGGAAAGAACUACAUCCACCAGCUGCAGCUCAUCAUCACCGUCCUGGGCACCCCUCCGGCCAAGGUGGUGCACUCCAUCGGGGCCGACCGGGUGCGGGCCUACAUCCAGAGCCUGCCGUCGCGCCAGCCGGUGCCGUGGGAGAGCCUGUACCAGGAUGCCGACCGGAAGGCCCUGGUGCUGCUCUCCAAGAUGCUGCGCUUCGACCCCCGCGAGCGCAUCUCGGUGGGGGAGGCCCUGAGCUCCCCCUUCCUGGCCAAGUACCACGAUCCCGACGAUGAGCCAGACUGCAUCCCGGCCUUCGAUUUCGACUUCGAUAAGCAGGUGCUGACCAAGGAGCAGAUCAAGGAAGCCAUCGUGGCAGAGAUCAAUGAUUUCCACGAGCGUCGGGAAGGCAUCCGCCGGCAAAUCAGCUUCAAGCCGGCCCUGCGGAGGGCCGAGAUUGGGGGCUGCGAGGGGGGUGCCCCCAGCCCGGCACUGCUCCUCAGUUGCCACGACAUCGACAUGCCCAGCGCUGGAUCCCCCCGGGCGGCCAAUGGGGACUACGCCAUGGCGUCUCCCGCCUCGUACCCACUGAUGGAGACCAUCGACCUCACGUCUCCCCUCGCAGCCACUGCGGCCGUCGUGCAGCCUGAGGUGAAGGCCGAGGUGGAGGCUCCGGCUGCUCCCCCCAAGCGGGAAGGUGCAAUCUCAGAUGACACCAAGGCGGCCCUCUUAAAAUCCCUCCUGAAUAAGAACAAAGAUAUGUCUUCCUCUGCCCCAGAAGUGCCUGAGACAGCAUCUCGGAGACCAGUGACCGCGAAGGAGCGCCAGCGUGAACGAGAAGAGAAGCGCAAGCGCCGCCAGGAGCGGGCUAAGGAGCGGGAGAAGCAGAAGAAGGAGAAAGAGCGGGAGCACAAGGACAUGCUGACAGAAAAUGACCGGAACCUUCUGGAAAGAUGGGCCAAGAUGGUGGACCGGACCCAGAACAAGCCGAGCCAGAACGGAACACCAGUCCUGCCACAGGCGGGGGCUACUGGCCACAUCCUGCCUAAGGUGCCCCCCGCCAGCCACGUCCCACCGGCCCCCUCCAGCCACCCGCCCGCGCCUGCUGAAGUCCUUGCUUUCUCUGACCGGCAGGUGCCUGCCAUCGGACCCAAGCUGACUCUGGUCCCGGUGGGUGCGGAACUAGGCCCAGUCCAGGGCGCCAACGCCAACGUGGUUCACUUUUUCCCAGCGCAGACGGCCCCAUUCCUGGUUGCCGCCCCUGCUGCCCCCGCUUGCCCCAAAGCCGUCCCCUCCAAGCCGGAGUGCCUGCUGACCGUCAAGUUCGCCCCGGGCCAGAUCUUCCAAGCGCCGUACAGCAUGGCGGCCCUGAACGCCUGGAGCGGCGUUCCCCAGCCAGAGAGCUGGGCCGUUGCGGGGCAGCUGCCGGUGACUCAGCCGGAGGUGGCCCCUCCUAGUGGCACGCUGCCGGAGCCCACGGUGCGCUUUGGGGCUGGCGCAGGCAUGGAGCAGCCCCUUUUCCUGCCGGAGAUGGGCAAGCCCGAGCCGCCCCAGGGCUUGGUUGGAGAAGAUGCCCAGGGCGCCUUGCCGCACCAGAUGGCUGCGGAGUUGCCCUCAGAACCUCCGGAUAUCAAUGUGGUGACCCAGCAGUUCUCCAAAUCUCAGGUGGAAGAUCUCCUGCCUCCCGUCUUCUCGGGCACUCCCAAAGGCAGCGGUGCCGGCUAUGGGGUUGGGUUUGACCUGGAGGAGUUUCUGAACCAGUCUUUUGACAUGGUGGGCGAGAGCAGGGAGAGCCAAGGGGAUUCGGCCCCACUCUCGGCCUCCCUUCUCGCUGACUGGCUGGAAGUCCACCGCAUGAAUCCGGCUGACAUGGAGUCCCUCCAGCAGGAACUGCAGCUGGGCUCUCCCAUGAUCCUUUCCGACAUUCCAGACCUGCAGGAUGCCUGAGCAGCUGAGAUCCUGUGGUCCAACCUCGUCUUCCUCUUUUACACAAACACAACUACUUGCAAAGAGCAAAAAAGCCCCAGAGGCCAAGUCCGUGUGUGGUGAUAAUGACUGGUUUAUUUGCCUUCCCGACUUCUCCGGCUGGGAAUGUCACCGCAGUGCCUGUCGCUUUUUCUUUCAAGCAGAAACUGGAUCGGGCGGGUGUUUGGACUCGAGCCUUUUGCCAACAAGUUUUGAUCUGAUGCGGGCGCACCUGUGUCGUCUUGUGCAGGUGUGCUGCGGGAACCGAGAACAAAAGCUCUUUGAGCAGGGACUGUGGUCACAACACUAAGAGGCGCGUGUGUGUGCGUGCGUUGCCGCUGCUGUUGUGCUGGAAACGGGGGUCACACAAGCGCUUCUCUGACCUCCCACUGUGUGUUCCUUUCCUCGUGGCCCGAAGUAUGGAUACCACUUCAAAGCUCGGGGUGCUGAAAGCUGUUGGAGGGGGUGGACUUUGGUACCAGCAGGUCUCUCAAUAAGCCAAGAAUCACACCGGUGCCAAAGGUGCCCCUCCGUGGCAGCAUCCUCUGCUGUUCAAAUGUGAUCUUCGGGAAAUAACUGGAUAGUAGGAGAGGGAUAGAAGGAGCCCCUUUUUCUGCAUUGAACUGUUGGUCUAGCUCUGGAUUGCUCUCUUGGCUGAUGGCAGCUGCCCAGACCUCAAGGCUGGCCCUUUGCAUCCCAGCGCAGCUCUGAGGCUGGGCGUGGGUGCAGAAGGCCGGGCUCCAUCCUCCCAAUUACCACUCAGGCUUAACAUAUAGACGUUCCACUGCCUCCGUGGCUGAAAAUGUAAGGUGGCAAGGGCACCCCAAAUUUCUUGGGCUGCCUUUGCAAGGGCUCACCUGCAGCAGUCCCGGAGUCCUUGUUUACAUUUCUGAGAUUGGGGGAAUGUUGCUUUUCAUCUCACAUCCCUACCUAGAGACAGAAGAACAGCCUCGCCUUGGGUUUUUCUUUGUGGGCGGGGGAAGACAAGGAUCUCUGUGAAUCAGCUUAGUGGGGGAAUUUCCCUUCUCCACUCAUAAUGACCUCGUGUUAAAACUGCUUGGGCCCCAAGGCCUGAAGGGAAGACAACUGGCAGUUGUCAAAAUGAAGUUUUGGGGCAGGUGAGUCAUUUACUCCUGUUGCAUAACCACAAACUUUUCCCUUCUGAAGAAAAUUCCUUGCGAGUCUGUCUCCCCGAAGGGUAGGGGUGGGAUCUUGUACAUGCCUGGGAGCCAGGAGAGCUGGUGCUAGAAGAGCUGAAUGGAAGUACUGAGCCCACCUCUGAAGGUCCAGAGUCGGCUUCCAUGUGGAUUCUGGGAUACCUUGUCCUGCACGUGGAUGCACAACUUACCGGAAGUGUGGAGUGCUGCUGUCUGUAGCUGUUGGGAGUUUGUGGCAUAUUUUCUCCCAAAGUGGUGGUGGUGAUGUCUUAAUGAGGACUUAGUCAUUAAACUUUCUAUUAAAA